Messenger RNA from Epithele typhae, 1677 nucleotides. RefSeq names its product MFS general substrate transporter. The transcript has 13 exons. Gene Ontology annotation, biological process: transmembrane transport. The record is from RefSeq and is a predicted model, not a curated record. Bases 1 to 1677 code for a protein of 558 amino acids. Gene Ontology annotation, cellular component: membrane. Gene Ontology annotation, molecular function: transmembrane transporter activity. Lineage: Eukaryota; Fungi; Basidiomycota; Agaricomycetes; Polyporales; Epitheliaceae.
AUGUCCGAGGCGCCGCCCGACAAGGCCGCCCGUACGUAUCAUCUCUCGACGCUGUGCAGUCCACCUUCGCUUACGCGCGACCCUUACCGCCUGCAGGCGAGCUUCAAGGCUCGAUCGAAAUGCGCUCCGGUGAGCACCUCCGCGGGCGCUGGGUGCCUGGCGCACGCGCGCGCUGUGGCGCUGCCCGCUGAGACUGACGUCCUCGAGCCAGCCAAAGAGAGCACGGUCGAAGCGCAGCCGGUGGACGGACCGCAGGAGUAUCGGCUAUACAAGCGGCGAUGGAUAGGCCUGGUUGCCCUCGUCCUCUUGAACAUCGUUUCCGGCCUUCUCCUGGUCUGGUUUGGUCCAAUUGCCAAUGAUGUCGUCGAUGAGUUUGGCUUCACCCUUGACGAAGUCAACUGGCUCGGUAACGUCAUCAACCUGAUAUACCUCCCUUGCGCAUUCGUCCUUCCCUACCUCUACGGCCGAUUGGGCAUUCGCGGCACCGCCUACAUUGGUGCUGUCCUCUUCGUACUUUCAGCCUGGGUUCGCUACGCAGGAACAGCGAAAUCUCUGUCUGUGCGAAGCUCAUAUGCCCUCAUCCUCAUCGGUCAGCUCAUUGCAGGCUUCACCCUCCCCAUCUUCCAAAUCAUUGUCCCGAGUUACUCUGAACGAUGGUUCGACCUAAAAGGUCGCACGACUGCUACGAUGGUCAUGAGUUUAGCUAAUCCUGUUGGUAAUGCUCUCGGUCAACUUAUACCUCCGCUCGUCGGCAGCCCGCGUACUGGGCUCCUUGUGAUGGCCAUAAUCUUUACCGUUGCCGCGCCGAUCGUCUUCUUCGUCGGCGAACGACCGCCUAUACCACCCACAUUUGCCGGUUCACAUACCUAUGCACCGACAAUCACUGACCUGGGGAACGCCAUGCUCGGCAAGACUCCUAGCGAUCGACACCUGUACAUGACGCCUCGACAACGCUUGGACUUCGGUGCUAUCGUCAUCCUUUUCGGCGUCCUUGUCGGAGUUGUCAACGCGUUCGGUAUCUUGACCGGCCAGCAGCUGGAACCAUACGGAUACUCGUCUGACGAUGCCGGUAUCAUGGGCGCUGUUCUCCUCCUCGCCGGUCUCCUUGGCGCGGCAAUCACCUCCCCCCUCUUCGACCGCGUUCUGACGCACCACCUGGCACUCUCGGCUAAAGUCUGCCUGCCCAUCAUGGCAGCGUGCUGGCUGUCGCUCAUUUGGGAAAUCAAGCCGAACAACACCACUUCGCUCUACAUCAUCCUCGUCAUCCUCGGUGCGACAAGCCUGACGCUCCUGCCCGUGGUGCUCGAGCUCGCAGUAGAGCUGACGCGGAACGCCGAGGGAAGCUCUGCCGUCCUGUGGUUCUCGGCCAACCUAUGCAGCCUCGCCUUCGUCCUCAUCGAGGGUGCGCUGCGCGCCGGCACGGACGCGUCCCCGCCGCAGAACAUGCACCGCGCGAUCGUCUUCCAGGGCGCGGUCGUCGCCUCCGCCCUCGCGCUCGUCUACCUCGUCGAGGGCAAGCAGACGCGCCGCGCCGCGGACGAGCAGGCGCGCGACGGCGCCGCUGCGGAGCGCGUCGCCGUCACCGUCGCUGUCGUCGACGCGGGCGCGGACGUCGAGAGCGGCGAGGUCUCGCCCGGGACGUCGGACGCCACCGAUGUCAAGGUGAAGGCGCAGUAG